GACACGUCCACUUUUUGGAUACCGCCAAGUUCAUCAUACUGCAACUGACAUGGGUUCCUUCGCCCUCACCUUCCAGACCAAAAAGGAGGAUGAAAGCGGGCUCAGCUCAUACUACAACAACAAAACUACUAUCAUCCAGGAGGCUCGCGUAUUCAACGAAUCUCCCAUAAGCCCAAGGAAGUGCCGAGCCCUGCUAACACGGAUAGUCUACUUGCUAUAUGUCGGCGAGACGUUUGGGACGCAGGAGGCGACAACCCUGUUCUUUGGGACGACAAAACUCUUCCAGCACAAAGAUAGUGCACUAAGGCAAGCUGUCUAUCUUGCUAUCAAGGAGCUCUCGACAACCGCAGAGGAUGUUAUUAUGGUCACCAGCAGUAUUAUGAAGGACAUGCAACCCAACUCAGAGGUUAUAUACCGGCCAAACGCUAUUCGUGCACUGUGCCGCAUCAUAGAUCCUUCAAUGGCUCAAGGAGUCGAGCGUUUCUUCAAGGCUGCUAUCGUUGACCGCAACCCCUCAAUAUCCUCAGCUGCUCUUGUGUCCUCGUACCAUCUCUUUCCUCUCGCGAAAGACGUGGUCAAACGCUGGGUCAAUGAAGCCCAAGAGGCUGUCAAUGCUAAGGCAUCUUCCUCUUUCUUCGGUGGCUCUUCUGGUGGCUAUCUUGGUUUUGCAAAUUCCUCACAGAACAGCGGGCAACAAACCAUUCCUUCGACCAGCUAUAUUGCACAAUACCAUGCGUUGGGCCUGUUGUAUCUCAUGCGACAGCAGGAUCGGAUGGCUGUGACGAAAAUGAUACAACAACUUGGCGGUGGGAAGUCCGGCGCCGGUACAACAUUGAAGAACCCCAUGGCCCUUUGUAUGCUCAUUCGUUAUGCUGCGAAAGUCAUGGAGGAAGAUCCCAAUGUCCAGAAACAGAUGCUCGAUUUGAUGGAGGGUUGGUUGCGUCAUAAAAGCGACAUGGUCAACUUCGAAGCCGCGAGGGCGAUUUGUGAGACGCGAAAUGUAACUCCAGCGCAACUUACAAAAUCUAUAACUGUUCUGCAGCUGUUUUUGUCUUCUCCCAAGGCCGUACUGAAGUUCGCUGCUACUCGAACUCUCGCCACACUAGCCUUGACGCAUCCGGCAAGCGUUGGUGUCUGCAAUGUUGACCUCGAAGGCCUCAUCACAGACUCCAAUAGGAGUGUCGCAACAUAUGCUAUUACGACCUUACUUAAGACUGGUAACGAAGCCUCCGUCGAUCGCCUUAUCAAACAAAUCACUGGCUUCAUGUCAGAGAUCAGUGACGAGUUCAAAGUAAUCAUCGUCGACGCCAUCCGCUCUCUAUGCGCCAAGUUCCCGACAAAACACGCUUCCAUGCUCGCCUUCCUUUCCGGCGUCUUACGGGACGAAGGCGGCUAUGACUUCAAGCGGGCUGUUGUUGAAGCUAUCUUCGACAUGAUCAAUCGAGUCUCCGAAUGCAAAGAGCAAGCUCUAUCACAUCUCUGUGAAUUCAUCGAAGAUUGUGAAUUCACGAAACUCUCUGUCCGAAUUCUUCAUCUCCUGGGUCUCGAGGGCCCAAAAUCUCCUCAACCGGCCAAGUUUAUCCGAUUCAUCUAUAACCGUGUUGUCCUGGAGAAUGCUACCGUCCGAGCCGCUGCUGUUUCCAGUUUGGCGAAAUUCGGUGUCAAUUCAUCUGAUGCUGGCUUUCAGAAUAGCAUCGGCGUCCUUCUUAACCGCUGUUUGGAUGAUGUUGACGAUGAAGUCCGUGAUCGUGCUGCGCUCUAUCUGAGGGUGUGCAAGGAGAAGCCCUUGGCCCAGUCUUACGUUCAGGAAGAUUCUGUCUUUUCUUUGGCAGCCCUGGAAACGAAGCUGGUGACAUAUAUAAAGGAUCCUGAAGCUACGGCACAGCCGCUCGAUGUUUCAUCCGUUCCUCGGAUCAGCCGUGCGCAAGCUGCCCAAGAAUCUGCUCGGCCCAGUACUUUGGACAUUAUCGGUGUUCCUACUACCCACAGACCUUCCGACUCCCCACCUCCUCCCACUGCCGCAGAACAGCAGUCUGCUUAUCUUGAACAGCUAUCAGAAGUUCCCGAAUUCACUUCAUAUGGACCUGUAUUCAACAGUACUGCAAAACCUACGCAACUUACGGAAAGCGAAACCGAAUAUCAGGUCACUUGUGUCAAGCACAUCUUCAAGGAACAUGUGGUAUUCCAGUUCAACGUUUCGAAUACUCUUCUCGAUACCGUUUUGGAGCAAGUUUCGGUCAUAAUGCAGCCUCAGUCCGAUGAUAUCGGACUAACGGAAGACUUCAUAAUUCCCGUGCCCAGCUUGAGCGCAUCAACGUCGCCAAGCAUAGUCUAUGUCUCUUUCACUCGUGCAUCCCCCGACGAUUACGCAAUAGGAUCCUUUACAUGCAACCUUAAAUUCAUCAGCAAAGAAAUGGAUCCUUCGACUGGGGAGCCCGAGGAUGAAGGUUACGAGGAUGAAUAUCAGCUGGAAGAAGUGGAACUUAGUGCUGGAGGGGAUUACAUUAUUCCCAGUUACGCGACAUUUGGGUCAGAGUGGGAUAGGCUUCGUACAGGACCAAGUGUUACCGAGACAUUUGCCUUGUCUGCAAUGGAUAGCAUCAAAGCCGCUUGCGAUUCAAUUAUCGAGAUCCUCAACAUGGAGCCGUUGGGCGGCUCGGAGGUCCCUCAGUCAACAUCAGUGCAUACGCUCCAAUUGUCUGGCCUGGUAACAGGCGGCGGUGGUAAAGUUUUGGUUCGCUGUCGAAUGACUUUCUCCCAAGGCCAAGGUGUAACUCUAGAACUAGGCGUAAGGACCGAAAAAGAGGAAGCAUGCAACUUGGUGCUGGCGGCAGUGAGCGGCUGAAGCAUUCCGUCAUUUAACAUCUUUCUCUUCAACAUCACUUUUUGCUGUGAAUAAAAUUGGGAUUAGAGGCAUACGAUUCG
Molecule: messenger RNA, 2925 nt
Organism: Guyanagaster necrorhizus
Lineage: Eukaryota; Fungi; Basidiomycota; Agaricomycetes; Agaricales; Physalacriaceae
Product: Coatomer, gamma subunit
Exons: 11
Coding region: 50-2845 (931 amino acids)
Biological process (GO): intra-Golgi vesicle-mediated transport; endoplasmic reticulum to Golgi vesicle-mediated transport; intracellular protein transport
Cellular component (GO): endoplasmic reticulum-Golgi intermediate compartment; Golgi membrane; COPI vesicle coat
Molecular function (GO): structural molecule activity
Source: RefSeq, a predicted model, not a curated record